ACUAUUUUCUCAAUUCACUUCCAUUUCUCCACGUAUUCUUUGUUUUUAGAGAAAUGGCAGACAUUGUUAAGAGAAUGAAGUUGGGUUCAGAAGGUUUAGAAGUAUCGGUUCAAGGUUUAGGAUGUAUGGGAAUGUGUCCUGAAACAGAAGAAGCCAUGAUUGAACUUAUUCACUAUGCUAUCAACUCUGGUAUCACCUUCCUGGACACUUCUGAUGUUUAUGGACCUUAUACCAAUGAAAUUCUUCUCAGUAAGGCUCUAAAAGGAGAGAUGAGAGAAAAGGUACAAUUGGCAACAAAAUUUGGAAUUACACGUAAGGAUGGUAAAUUUGAAGUGCGUGGUGAUCCUGCCUAUGUAAGGGCAGCAUGUGAGGCAAGCUUGAAAAGGCUUGAUGUUGAUUACAUUGACCUUUACUAUCUACAUCGUAUUGAUAUUCGACUUCCCAUUGAAGUUACCAUGGGGGAGCUUAAAAAAUUAGUUGAAGAAGGGAAGAUAAAAUACAUUGGUUUAUCAGAAGCAUGUGCAGCAACAAUCAGGCGAGCACACGCCGUCCAUCCGAUAACCGCUGUACAAAUGGAAUGGUCGUUAUGGUCGCGAGAUAUAGAGGACCAAAUUGUACCUACGUGCCGAGAACUUGGAAUUGGAAUUGUUCCAUACAGCCCAUUAGGACGUGGAUUCUUUGCUUCGGGGCCCAAAGUCCUUGAAGCCUUUCCGGAAGGUGAUUACCGCAAGAAUCUGCCAAGAUUCCAAGCAGAAAACAUGGAGCAUAACAAACAAAUAUAUGAAAGAGUGAGUGAAAUGGCCGGAAGAAAAGGGUGCACCACAUCACAACUAGCUCUAGCAUGGGUUCAUCAUCAAGGAAAUGACGUAUGCCCAAUUCCAGGAACAAGCAAGCUAAACAAUCUAAACCAAAAUAUUGCAGCCUUAUCAGUCAAACUUACUCCUCAAGAAAUGGCUGAACUUGAGUCUUAUGCAUCAGCUGAUAAAGUUAAGGGUCAUAGAACAUGGAACCCUACUUAUUCUUGGGAGAACUCAGACACUCCGCCGUUGUCUUCUUGGCAGAUUUAAACACACCAACAAAGGUUUUAAAUAUGUUCAACAUGUUCGACCGCACAGGGCCCUAAAAAAUUGAGGGCCUCAAUAUUUAAUUAGAUUCAAAAACUUUGUUAAUGUUUACUAUGCCUAUGAGGCACACAAUAAUCUUUCACACAAAUUCGAGUUAUUUGGUUUUGAGA
This is a messenger RNA of Amaranthus tricolor (Joseph's coat), 1234 nucleotides long. Its product is annotated as probable aldo-keto reductase 2. The transcript has 5 exons. Lineage: Eukaryota; Viridiplantae; Streptophyta; Magnoliopsida; Caryophyllales; Amaranthaceae. The coding region runs from base 54 to 1067 and encodes 337 amino acids. The record is from RefSeq and is a predicted model, not a curated record. Gene Ontology annotation, cellular component: cytoplasm.